This is a messenger RNA of Siniperca chuatsi (mandarin fish), 3352 nucleotides long. It is a transcript of the gene pnpla2, whose product is annotated as patatin-like phospholipase domain containing 2. Gene Ontology annotation, cellular component: membrane; cytoplasm; lipid droplet. Gene Ontology annotation, molecular function: triacylglycerol lipase activity. The record is from RefSeq and is a predicted model, not a curated record. Gene Ontology annotation, biological process: positive regulation of triglyceride catabolic process; triglyceride catabolic process; lipid homeostasis. NCBI's taxonomy places the organism in Eukaryota, Metazoa, Chordata, Actinopteri, Centrarchiformes, Sinipercidae. The coding region runs from base 659 to 2194 and encodes 511 amino acids. The transcript is spliced from 9 exons.
UCGGACAUCAAUACACAUUCUUCCUAAUGAUUGAAAAAGUUUAGUUUAGUUUCUGACGACAUGAAGAAAAAAUGUGAGCACAAACAAACAGGCAGAUAAAUUUAAAAAUAGAAAAAAACAAAACGUGCAGCUCUCAGAGCGAAGUCAAGUGCCCGCUCAUUGACUUCACGGGUGUUUCAGCGGUGUGGAUUGUGAUUGGUCACUUCAUCAACUGUAUGGAUCGUGAUUGGUCACUUUUCUUAGCGGUGUCGAUUGUGAUUGGACAAGCCAGUUUGCUCUGCGCCCUCUUCCCAAUGCACACCAACCACAAGUAGGUAGGUGAAAUAACAACAACUCCCCGUGGUUCGCCACAUAGCUAUUUAACUAGCUUAGGGCUGUUUUUAAUUAAAGCAUUUACUAACGGGGUUUAGCGACAGCAUAAGGGACGUUUUGUAUUUUCAACCGGCAACGAAAAAAGUGACCUCUACCGAAGCUAAAAACAGUUAGCAGAUAAAGUCCAUUAUCCUAAAGACAGCAUGUAAAGAGGCAUAACAAAAUAUUAACAGUGUUCAGCUUUAACAGGAGAAGUUUUGGUUCUUUUGUAGCCGUUAAUAGCGACCUUAGCCCCACUUGACCUUAGCCCCACUUGACACAGUCGCGGACGGUCACCGGUAACGUUAUGUUUCCUUUAGACUCCCCGUGGAACAUCUCCUUUGCAGGUUGUGGCUUCCUCGGUAUCUACCACGUCGGUGUUGCCAGCUGUCUGGUGGAAAAUGCUCCUUUUCUGGUGCUAAACGCCAAGCACAUAUAUGGGGCAUCAGCUGGAGCUCUCACUGCCACUGCACUGGUCACUGGAGUAUGUCUUGGAGAGGCCGGUGCAAGUAUCAUCGAUGUGGCCAAAGAAGCGAGGAAGCGGUUCCUUGGACCCAUGCAUCCUUCCUUUAACCUGGUGAAGAUCGUGCGUCACAUGCUGCGGCGCACUCUGCCAGCUGAUUGCCACCAUCAGGCCAACGGGCGGUUAGGAAUCUCUCUCACCCGAGUGACAGAUGGAGAAAAUGUCCUGGUGUCACACUUCAACAACAAGGAGGAGCUGGUGCAGGCAUGUGUCUGCAGUGCCUACAUCCCAGUGUAUUGUGGCCUCAUUCCUCCUACACUCCAAGGAGUGCGAUAUGUGGAUGGAGGAAUCUCAGACAACCUGCCUCAGUAUGAGCUGAAAAAUACCAUCACCGUGUCCCCGUUCUCUGGAGAGAGCGACAUCUGCCCCCGAGACACCUCGACCAACAUACACGAGCUGCGAUUCACCAACACAAGCAUCCAGUUCACUCUCACCAACCUCUACCGAGUCUCCAGGGCACUUUUCCCCCCAGACCCAAUGGUUAUGAAGGCCAUGUGUAAGCAGGGAUAUCAAGAUGCUCUGCAUUUUUUGAAGAAGAAUGGAUUGCUUAAUUACAACGGACCUCACACAGACAGACCCCUGCUAGCUAAUGGCGAAGAAAGUGAGGAUUAUAAUGAUGAUGAGGAGGACAAUACAAGUGAUGAAGAGGAGGAAAAGCCACGUGUGGAAGAGGGAGCAGUGAUGCUUAAUUGCAGUUCGUCAAUAGAGGAGAAUAUCUUAGAACACCUUCCACCCAACCUGCACAAAGCUCUAGUUGAGGCCUGCAUGGAGAGGAGGAGCCUGGUGCAGUCGCUAAGCAACACGCUUCCUGUGAGGAUGGCCUCAGCCAUGAUGCUCCCCUACACUCUCCCGCUGGAGUCUGUGAUGUCCUUGACUCUCAGACUUCUGGAGUGGCUGCCAGAUGUGCAAGAAGAUGUCGGGUGGAUUCGAGAGCAAAUAUUAAAAGUCCUACAGCAUGUUCUUCGACAGGCCUCCAAAAGCAUUUCUCAGCAUGUAUCUGCCAGGUUUUCCUGUCAGCUGGAGCUGCAACACUACGAGUCCCUCCAAUCCCAGAUCAGCUCCACCAUCCUGAUUCCCACCUGGGUGAAUGGGAGCAGUUCAUCAGUCCUGGAUGUGUUCAUGCGUCUCGAUCAGUACAAGAGGCAGCUGUUGUCUGGGGUGCUGUGUAUCAACAUGGACCUGCAGGGCUCCUUCAAAGCUGAACCGAUGUCACCAGAUAAGAGCCCUCCAUCCAUCUCCCCAGAAGGCCUCACAAUGCACAGAGGUUGUCUUAAUAUUGCACCUGCUGUCGACUCUGGAGAAGACAUCAGCAGCUCCUAAGAGCUUCUGACAGGUUUCUGCUGCAGCACUGAGGUUCAGGCGUACUUAUUCUAGAUCCAGAAACAUUUUAAAAGAAUUUAAAUCAGAUUUUAAUAUCUGUUUACACCCUGACAUUUUGAUAUUUCUAAGCUGCCAGGAAGACAUUUGUAAUCUAAUCAGCCCCUUUGUAUAGUGGUUGGAAAAAGUAAUCAUUUACCAUUUGUACACUUACUGUGUAUUAAAUAUUUGACUAAUGCAUGACACUGAAAUAAGUUUUACAGUGUAAUCAGGCAAGCCCAUAGACACAGUAUGUCUGCAGGUGUACAGAAGUGCAUUUAAACUUCAAACGGUCAUGUACAAACUUGAAUUACAGGACAUUUUAAACAAAAAUGCGCACAUGAAGUAGCAUAAGCGGUUAAAAUAGGCGAGUGUUCAUGUUUUUAGUGGAAUGUAGUCAGACCAGUAGUUAAGCACAGUGUUCCUGCUGCAUCCGGUUAUGGGCUCUUAGUCACUUCUGCCACACAGGCAGUGAAGGACUGGAGGAGGGAAAACAGUGGACACACGCACCAGUCUGUUUGUUAUAGGUUGUUACUCCAUUCAUUUGAUGCAAGUGUCAAUGCAGUAUUGUUAAAAAAAAUAUAUGGUCUUAAUGUUUCUAGGUUUGUAAGAAUGUCUUAUGUAUUUACAAUUAUUUAUAUGUAAAAUACAAAACUACCUUGCUCUGUUGUCCCAAUCAUAGAAACUAGUUUCUGUCAUCUUGAUUUACUUUCAUGUAAGUUACAACUCUUUUAGAUUUCAUUUUAAAUCCCCAUUGUAUUGAAUUUCAGCUUAAAAAUCUUUGAAUGAAUCAAUGAUUUUGAUGUUUUAAUAUAAAUGUUACAUUUUAAUGCAUAAAUCAAAAAUGUGAUUUUUUUUAUUAAUCAAAGAAUCAGUUUAAUCUGAAUUGCACUUUGUCAUUUGAUGUGACUAUAUGACAUCAGAUGAGGUUCGUAGGUAAUAACCUACGUGUUUAAAUACUUCUCUUGUACUGUGUACUACAAGAAAUUCUAACUGCGAUCGAGCCCCAAGUGCCUUAAACUUCGAUGAAAUAAUUGGCAAGUAAAUUUAACAUACUGUCAAAAUGUUGCAGGGAAUAAUAUGUAUGUGAUCAUUAAAUAAACUGGUAUUGUUUUACGUUAA